Molecule: messenger RNA, 2689 nt
Organism: Lacerta agilis (Sand lizard)
Lineage: Eukaryota; Metazoa; Chordata; Lepidosauria; Squamata; Lacertidae
Gene: CHST2
Product: carbohydrate sulfotransferase 2
Biological process (GO): N-acetylglucosamine metabolic process; sulfur compound metabolic process; carbohydrate metabolic process
Cellular component (GO): Golgi membrane
Molecular function (GO): N-acetylglucosamine 6-O-sulfotransferase activity
Source: RefSeq, a predicted model, not a curated record
CUUCUUCCUCCUUCCCCUUUUCCUCUUCUUCCUCCCCUCCGGCUGGGUCGAGUGCCUGGCGGGCGCUUGGGAGCGAUGGGCAGCCGCGGCGGGAGCACGCAAGCCGGAGGGAUCUUCUCCAGCGAGCCGUUCGCAUCGCCCUAGCGGAUCCUCGCAUCCGGCCUCGUCUCUUUCCUCUUCCUCCGGCCAGAGCCUCCUGGACCAGCCCGCAUCGGCGCAAGGCAGGCAGGCGGGCGGGAAAGCGGGGUGGGGACCCAGCCUGAGCCGGGCGCGCAGAAGGAGGGAGCCUCGUCUGCUUCGCUGCGCCCGCCACCCACCCCUAGGAAAACGACACACACAAAAACAGGCGCAAUGCACUUUCCCGGAGAUCGGCGGCUUGACGGGGGCCUCUGCAACUUUCCCCGCUCCCCUGGCUCUGCCUCCGCUCCCCGCCUGGCGCUUGGGCUGCAGAGCGGAAACUCCUCGGGCUGGCGGAGGAACUGACUGAGCACCAGCUCGCCCCUCUCCUUUGCUGGGAUGAUGCGUUAACUUGGUGCAGAGCAGUCCCCUCCUCCUCUCUGCCCGCUUGGCUGGGCAUUUGCUGGCGCUGGGGGGCUGUUCCCAAGUCCUGCGAAGAAAAGAGCUUGGGAAGGUAGCAAGGAAACAGCGGCUGCUGCUUCCACAGAGCCCUGGGGGGAGCUGCCCCAUGCCCAGCAGGGCGCAGUGGGCACCCAGGAGAACAGCAGCGGCGAGGGGCUGCACCCAAGGACAGCCAGCUUCCCUGAGAGACGGGGACAUGCCCUCUCUGCCCGGGAGAAAGCUCCAGGGCAUCUGGACCCACCUUGGCCCAAGCGCCUGCCUGUGAUGUGCAACAGUUGGCAGGGCUGGUUCCCCUGCCCUGGCUCCAAACCGCCGCCGGCAUGAAGGUGUUCCGCAGGAAGGCGCUGGUGCUGUGCCUGGGCUAUGUGCUCCUUCUGCUCCUGACGAUGCUCAACUUGCUGGACUAUAAGUGGCACAAGGGGCCUCAGCAGUGCAGCGAGCCCUUGCCCGCCCGCCGCACCCCCUACCCUCAGCAGCUGCCUUAUUACACCUACCAGUCCCGGUCGGACACUCGAGCCCUCUACGGGCCCCCCGUGCCCCUCGUCCGCAAGAGGCCUGUCUACAUCUUCACCACGUGGCGGUCCGGGUCCUCCUUCUUCGGGGAGCUCUUCAACCAGAACCCGGAGGUCUUCUUCCUCUACGAGCCGGUUUGGCACGUGUGGCAGAAACUGUACCCGGGCGACGCCGUCUCCCUGCAAGGCGCGGCACGGGACAUGCUGAGUUCCCUGUACCGCUGCGACCUCUCCGUCUUCCAGCUCUACAGCACGGCUGGGGCAGGGAAGAACCUCACCACUGGGCAUUUUGGGGCGGCCACCAACAAAGUGAUCUGCUCCUCGCCGCUGUGCCCAGCCUACCGCAAGGAAGUGGUGGGCAUGGUGGAUGACAAGCUGUGCAAGAAGUGCCCUCCGCAGCAGCUGCACCUCCUCCAGGAAGAGUGCCUCAAGUAUCACACUCUGGUCAUCAAGGGCGUGCGGGUCUUCGAAUUGGCGCUCAAAGUUAUCCACUUGGUCCGGGACCCCCGCGCAGUGGCCAGCUCCAGGAUCAAGUCCCAUGGGCUGAUCCGUGAGAGCCUGCAGGUGGUGAGGAGCAGGGACCCCCGGAUCCAUCGCAUGCCCUUCCUAGAUGCUGGCCACAAGCUGAACAGCAAGAAGGAAGGGGGAGGUGGCUCCGACUACCACGCCUUAGGGGCCAUGGAGGUGAUCUGCGGGAGCAUGGCCAAGACCUUGCAAACUGCGUUGCACCCGCCCGAUUGGCUGAAGGGUAACUACAUGGCCGUCCGCUAUGAGGACCUGGUAGUGGACCCCAUCAAGACUUUGCGGCAGGUGUACGGGUUUAUCAAUCUGGCGGUGAGCCCGGAGAUGGAGUUUGCUCUCAACAUGACCAGUGGGCCUGGGUACUCUUCCAAGCCCUUUGUGGUUUCUGCCAGGAAUGCUAGCCAGGCAGUGAAUGCUUGGAGGACAGCGCUAAGUUUUCUGCAGAUCAAGCAAGUUGAGGAGUAUUGCCACCAGCCCAUGGCCAUUCUAGGCUAUGAGAGAGUCAAUGGCCCAGAAGAAGUCAAGGACCUCAGCAAAACCUUGCUCAGGAAGCCAAGGUUUGAAUGGGCUGCACCCUUCCGCAGAAAGGGGUUGGAUUGGAGAGUGGGUUACAACUUUGUUGAGAAUUAUGUUUACCUGAGAGACAGAGAGCAAGCAAAACGUGGCUCUUUUGUGAGGACACUUAGCCUUGAAGAAGACCACUACAAUCCUUCAGGGACUAUUGAGGAUAACACACAUCCAUGUUCAUUGCUGGGCUGUCAAUAAUUAAAACACACACAUACACACACUUCAGUGAGUAUUUGUGAGGCCUAUUUUCUCUCCCAAAUUGCGCAAGGCACAUGAUUCAGUAUGUACCAGAACCUUUACAUACAUACUUCUUGUGUGAUAGUGAUUAUGAAGGACUUGCACAAUUGCUGAAGCAUUGUUUUUUUGUGGGGGGAGGGUUGGGGCAGCAAGGAGGAAGGUAAGGUGGGGGAAUACUCAGUAAAACAGAAUUCAGAGGACUGGACUUUUGUAUAAAUGUUUAAAUGUGAUAUUAAUAAAGAAAUCAAUAAAAUAUGCUGAUUUUACAAUGA